CGAGGCUGCGUGCAGGUGAGCCGCUGCAAGUUCAACGGGCGAUCCUGGCUUCUGCUACCUCCCCGCUAUUGCCCCCGGGUCUGCGUGAGGGACCCCCCCUCCUGACCCUCCGUCCUCUUGUCCCAAGCUCAUGCGGACCGUCCGGAUCGCUGCGAGGAUUGUCUUACACUGAACUGAUCAAAUACUUUGAAAAUGACUUCAAAACUCCUCUGGGGGUCCUUCGUACUUGCUGCACUAAUAUUCUCAGUUACAUUUUCUCUCCAACCAGACCAGCAAAAGGUUCUACUUGUUUCAUUUGAUGGAUUCCGUUGGGAUUACUUAUACAGAGUGCCAACACCCCAUUUUCAUUAUGUUAUGAAGUAUGGUGUUCAUGUGAAGCAAGUUACUAAUAUUUUUAUCACAAAGACCUAUCCUAACCAUUAUACUUUGGUAACUGGCCUCUUUGCAGAGAAUCAUGGGAUUGUUGCAAAUGACAUGUUUGAUCCUAUUCUGAAUAAAUCUUUCUCCUUGGAUAACAUGACUAUUUAUGAUUCUGAGUUUUGGGAAGAAGCGACGCCAAUAUGGAUCACAAAUCAGAGGGCAGGACAUUCUAGUGGUGCAGCCAUGUGGCCUGGAGCUGAUGUAAAAAUACAUAAUAGCUUUCCUACUCACUACAUGCCUUACAAUGAGUCUGUGUCAUUUGAAGAUAGAGUUGCCAAGAUUAUUGAAUGGUUUACAUCAAAAGAGCCCGUAAGUCUUGGUCUUCUUUAUUGGGAAGACCCUGAUGAUAUGGGCCACCACUUGGGACCUGAGAGUCCGCUCAUGGGGCCUGUCAUUUCGGAUAUUGACAACAAGUUGGGAUAUCUCAUACAAAUGCUGAAAAAGGCCAAGUUGUGGAACAUUCUGAACCUAAUCAUCACAAGUGAUCACGGAAUGACCCAGUGUUCUGAGGAAAGGAUAAUAGAACUUGAUCAGUAUCUGGAUAAAGACCACUAUAUCCUGAUUGACCAAUCUCCAGUAGCGGCCAUCUUGCCAAAAGAAGGUAAAUUGGACGAAGUCUAUGCAGCCCUAGCUCAUGCCCAUCCUAAUCUUACUGUUUACAAAAGAGAAGAGAUUCCAGAAAGAUGGCAUUAUAAGUACAACCAUCGAAUUCAACCCAUCAUCGCCGUGGCUGACGAAGGGUGGUAUAUUCUACAGAAUAAGUCAGAUAACUUUCUGUUAGGCAACCACGGUUACGAUAAUGCACUAGCAGACAUGCAUCCGAUAUUUUUAGCCCACGGUCCUGCCUUCAGGAAGAAUUUCACGAAGGAAGCCAUGAACUCCACAGAUCUGUACCCUCUGCUCUGCCACCUCCUCAACGUCACAGGCAUGCCGCACAACGGAUCGCUCGAGAGUGUCCGGGAUCUGCUCAGCUCAGCAAGCCCGGGAGCACGUCCUCGCGCACCGAGUCCCACGCUCGUCCAUGGCAGCCUGGAGCCCGGAGAAGACAAGCGUGAGGAGCCCUAUGCUUAUUUCCUAGGGGUGUCUCUCGGCAGCAUUUUGGUGAUUGUAUUUUUUGUAAUUUUCAUUAAACAUUUACUUCGCAGUCAAAUACCUGCCUUACCAAACAUGCAGGCUGAAAUCGCUCAACCGUUGUUACAAGCCUAAUGCUACUUUGAAGUGGAGAUGGUGUACUUAUUUCAGUGUUUAAAGGUUUCAGAUUCUAGGAAACCAGUUUCAGGCAUUUGCCCAGAUCAUUAGGCAGUUAUAAACAUAGACAGGAGCGCGCACGCGCACGCACACACACACACACACACACACACCCCAAGUACACAUACCCACAAAGGAUUAAAGUGGGGAAGUAUGAAUCUCUUAUUCUCUCUGGCUUAGGGGAAGAUAAAAUCCUGCUUUAUUUGGACAUGGCACAUAUCAUAUAUAUAUAUUUAGCACCUUUGCACUAGUUAAAGUACCUUAUGUAUUGCACUUUAAAUU
This is a messenger RNA of Neomonachus schauinslandi (Hawaiian monk seal), 1950 nucleotides long. RefSeq names its product ectonucleotide pyrophosphatase/phosphodiesterase family member 5 (gene ENPP5). Bases 193 to 1626 code for a protein of 477 amino acids. The record is from RefSeq and is a predicted model, not a curated record. NCBI's taxonomy places the organism in Eukaryota, Metazoa, Chordata, Mammalia, Carnivora, Phocidae. The transcript is spliced from 4 exons.